Molecule: messenger RNA, 9723 nt
Organism: Zeugodacus cucurbitae (melon fly)
Lineage: Eukaryota; Metazoa; Arthropoda; Insecta; Diptera; Tephritidae
Product: probable serine/threonine-protein kinase DDB_G0267686
Exons: 6
Coding region: 1798-5352 (1184 amino acids)
Molecular function (GO): growth factor activity
Source: RefSeq, a predicted model, not a curated record
UGUGUCACUUUUACGCUUAGCGCGCUCUCCACAAACUGCCGCUCAGCAAAAUGCUUGUUAUGUGCUUGCUCUCUCGCAUUAACUGUAUGUGAGUGUAUGUCACAGCGUUGCUUUAUAAAAACACACCUGUGUUCUGAGUGGGUUGCGAAGACUGUCGUCGGCAGCAUGAUAACUAAACGCCGUUAAUUUGUUGUUGGUAGUUUGAGAAAAUGGUGAGAGCGCAGCAAUGUGGAGAAGAGCAACAGCAAACGGUAGCAGCGCAACGAAGCAACGAGGAUGCCAAUAGUAGUCCACACAAAAUAAUGUACUUUUUUGACAUUUGUGUUAUUUCGUGACACACAAAUCAAUUUCGUCGUCGUUGUCGUUCGGUUCGGUGUGUUACGUGAAUUUUUCCAAGCGAAACGAUGCGCUGAAAAAACAGUUAUUGCAGUGAAAAUUUUCAGCUUAAGUGCAGUCUAAAAAUGCUAGUUAACCGUUAAUUUAUAAGCUUAGAGUUUGUGGUUGGAGCGUCCUUCGAAAUUUGUGGAUUUCAGUAAGAAUUUUGCUUGAAAUCCUUGCGUAAGUGAGACGUGCCUUCGUUCGCAGUGUUUGCUGAAAAAGUGUUAAAGCGUUGUCGGCAAUAGUGACACAAUUUUCACGCACACACGCGUACAAACUGAGGCAGGUAAAGUGUUAUGCGAAAACCGCACGAUUUUUUGUGGGUCUCCAACGACCGCUGGCGGAUAUCGGAAGCGGAAGUUGCUGCGAAAUUAGUGUUGGGUUGUGUGUUUGACUGAAUAUAUGACACUAAAGUUGUUGAUGUAAAACACUGCGAUGUCCAUUCAUAAAAGUAUGAAAAAUUGCAGCAUAAAAGAAGGCUUUUCUUCCUAAAAGCUAAGCAUAACGAACUUUGUACUUCGUAAACUAAUCUUACAACGAAAUUUCACCAAAAUCUAGCGAAAACUGAAUGUCGAGAUUAAAAAAAAAUCAAAAAAAUCUUUAGGAAAUAAAAAAAAUAUACUAAACUUCUGACAGAAAAAUAUAAAAUAUUACGACUAAUAAUAAAUAAUAUUAAUCAAAAGGCAACAACAACGCUCUAGUUUUAUUGAAGAAAAUAAAAAUAUUACAAAAAAAAAUUAAAAAAGUGUAAACACACAAAAUAAGUGAAAAUUUGCAGCAUAUUAUUUCUGGCUUGCUGGUGAAAAACCUACAGCAAAAGUUAACAAAUACGAAAAUCUUACGAAAUAAUAUUAAAAAUAAAACGCUUGCAGUGCAUAACGAAAGUGUUCACAUAUUAUAUAGAUUGAUGCUUAAAAAAAAGUUUGUGGAAUUAAAAUAUAUAAAUAUAUAUAGAAUAUAAAAAAGUGCAACAAAAAUUAUUAAAUUUUAUUAAAAUUAAAAUUAAUAUACGAAAUAUAAACAAAAAAUGUAAAAUAAUUGAAUAUGACAAUUACUUUACUAGAAACAACAAUUAAAAGGGAAAAAACAACAAUAAAAAAAUUAUAAAAAUAUUUUAGAAAUUUAAAAAAUAAAUAUUUUAUUUGUCGUUUGAAAAAAAUUUAAAUUUAUAAAUAAAUAAAAAAUAAUUUAAAAAUUUACAUACUAGCAGUUAUCGAACAAAUAUCGCGAAAAAUAUUCCAAUAAAAAAUUAAAAGGAAUUAAAAUAAUUAACAAAAUACGUAUAAAUAUAUAUAACGAAUAUAUUUCAAAUAUUUUUCGAGAACUUCAUCAAUGGUUGCUUGUGGUUGUAAAACGUAGCCGAAUGCGAAUCUUAAUUACAUGCAAAAUAAAUGGGUACAAUGAGGCCAAAUAAAUACGAUGUUACCACAGCUUACGGUCUAUGCCAAGAUUAUUUACCUCCUGAUGGUGGUGAUUUCGGGUGCAUUAUGUACAGUAGAAGAUUAUGUAAUAAUGUCACAGUGUGCACACAACAAAGCCAUACAUGUAGCUGCGGAAGGAACAGUCUCAGUGACAGACAUUUCACAGACACAAAAUAUAACGAUAGUCGGCCUCCCGGACUAUGUGAACAACAAUCUCAAAAUAGCACUGUACGCAAAAGAAACACAACGGUAUCUGUGUUUCAACGAUCAGUGGAAACUAGUUGGAAUGAAAGAACUGCGCGACACCUGCUACUUCAACGAAACCAUCGUACACGGUUAUUUCGUGUUUCGUUCCGUAGUCGAUCUGCAGCGACGUGUCGGCUUCACGCAUCGCGGUAAGGCGGUCGGGCCGAAGAAGAAUGUCAACGAUGCCUGCUAUCUGUUCACGAAGAUACAGGCCGAUCAGUUUUUCCAUCAGCACACCGAUUAUUUUGCACCGAAAUCGAAGAGCACCAAAAUCAUCAGCGGCAUUGGUCACUCACCGCCGCAAACAACAACAACAGCCACGCAUACAACAUCAGGCGCCUCAGCGCGACUGGCGUCACAGCGCGCUGCACUCUCGGCAGCUGCUACAACGGCGACUGUCACAGCAACAGCGGCGCAACGCAACAACAACAGGCUAUUGCGUAACAACAACAACAAGAAUAAGCGAGUGAAUGGCAUGCGCAGCGGCAACAAUAAUAGCCGGAGCAGUAACAAUAACCAAAAUGCAGAGUACACUAAUAAUGGCCAUAAUAGCAAUUUAAGCAGCAGCAGCAACAAUAAUAAUAACAAAAACAACACCAACAAUCAGAGCGUUAAUAAUAACCAUAAUAACAACAGUAAUUUAGUUAGCAAUAGUCAGCAGCAGCAGCAGCAAGUAGAUUUAAGUCAACAGAAGCAACACAACAACAGCAAUGGUCGCACGCGCGAACAUGUGCGUCAGCAACAACAACAUCAGCAUCAAGUGCGGCAUCAUCACAACGAUCCGAACUUGAUAGCACGUCGCCAACAACACGAGCACAAACAGAAGCGGCGACAGCAUCAGCGCCAGCAGCAGCAGCGACUGCGUAGCGGCAGAAUAACUAGUCCAGCAACAACAACAGUAGCGCUAAAUGACGCGCAAGAACGCGCCACAACGACGAAAGCGCUUUACAGCACGGCGGCAACAGCUGCUGUGGCGCGCAGCAAUCCGCAGCAGGAGAAAGGCACGCGUCAUGAACCGCAAGCGGCGACUGUUGCAAAUGUGGCGGCUAAGGCGGCAACGGCAACUUCAAUAAUUAUGAAGUCAACAACAACCAUUGCCAAUAAGCGUAAGGGACGGCGAAGAAAGGGGCGAAAGCAACGAAAACAGCAGCAGCAACAACAACCACAGCGCGCACAACAACAAAUGUCGCCGCUCGUCGCGCAUGAACCCGCGACACCAACGCAAACCACUCGGCUGUGGAGCGAUUCACCAACGCCACCACUUCCGUCGCUGCCAGCGCAGACGCAGGCCGAUGUGCCGAGCAGCAUACCAACCGCAACAACAUACGGCGAUUACAGCGGCGAAUGGCAGUCCUCAGUGCCGACGUACGCCGACGCGUCGACCGUGGACACCGCGGCGUCUUCAUCCUUAACACCAACACUGUCUUCGGACAUACCUACACAAACAUACACGGCCUCAACAACCGAUCUGAUCGAUGGUGCCUCGUCGCUCACGCCAACAAGCGACUACAACAACAACACUGAAUUCACAAGCGAAACGCUGGCGUUUGCCACCGAAAUCGAUGACAGUCGUAUGACGCCGGAGUCUACAAUGUCGGCCGACGAACAAAUAAACAGUAUUACUUCCCAACAACAACACUUUACAACACAAAAUAUGGCCACGCCAGUGUCGACUGCGCAAUCCGUGGAGCCUACGUCAACCACGUGGUCCGAGAGCAGUGAACACAGCUGGUCACCUACCACUACAACCAAUGAAACCGAUGAUGGCGAGACACUGUUCGCCUCUCCGACUGCAAUGUUCGACGCGGAAAGCGUUGCAGCCACAGCAAUCUUCGCAGAGGACAACAAUGCUGCAGAGGAAACGCAAACCGUUGCUGUGGACACCGAUUCAUUUGCAACAAUCAACACUACCUCCAGUGAAAUUGAAGCGGAAAGCAGCAGCAGCAAUAGCAACACCAACAACGACGGCUUCACUGAAGCGCUAGCGGAUGAUGUUGCUGGCACGCAGAGCACAACAACAGCACACCACAGAGUCUUUAAUUUACCAGCUGAACGGGCGCAUAUCGGUCACAUGUGGAAGCAGCAGUCGGGCAUUGCGGCGAGCAUAGCCUCGCUGUUGCACAAACAACUGCUGACGACGAGCGCCAGCAGCGGCAACAAAUACGCUUGGCGGCCGCAGCGCGCUGAAGAAUACUCAGAUGAAAUAAUCGUGGCUACAGGACGGCCAGUCGCGACUGAAACGGAAACGACAACCGAUAUUGCAGCGGGCGAUCGUGCAACAUGGUGGCAACACCAUAUGAAUCACAGCGGCACGAACUUUUGGGACAAAGGCAUUGCGGAUGAGGUGCUAAGCAGCGGCGACGAUGCCGAUUUGGAUUGGCUGAAUCACCACAACAAGCACCGCAAUGCAAGCAAGCGCCGGCAUAACAACCGCAAGGCCAACAACAGCCGAGAUGUUGAAGCCGUGUCACAGCAACCGUUGCAAGCGUUGUUGACGAGCGAUUCGAGCCUUAGUUUUAGCAAAAAAUAUUUAGCCGAAGGCAAAUUACAACGACAAAGUAGCAAAGCAGUAAGCGGCAACAACAAAUUGCUGGCAUCAACAACAACAGCGCAUGAGUACAGCAGCACAAUGGCGACAGCGCGUGCUAGUGGUGCAACAACACACACGGAAGGUGUUAUUAAUACCCCAACAACAACAACAGUGAGUGAUAAAACAUUGACAACAACGACAACGACAGCACAACGCCAUUAUCCCCUGCAGCAAUUGCUGGGCAAUAAAACACUCUUGCCGCUGCACAAUCAACCGCCGUUGUUGCAUUUCGAUGGCAACAGCAAUCACUUGGCACACACACAUCCACCCACAGCAACCACGCUCCUCACAUCAACUUCCGCUGCCGCCGCUGCGCCAACUUCAACAACACUUGGCGGCGACGCGACAACUGCCGCGGCAGCGUUGACCACCAAAAAGUCGAUACGCAUCUCGACGCAGAAAUUGUUGGCGACACCCUUCCAUCAGCUCACCUAUGUGCGCAACAACGCCGGCGACAUCGAUAUCGACAAUAUGGACAACAUCAGCGUCUAUCCGGAUCUGCUGGAGGAGUCGGGCGAAUUGGCGGAUCAACAUUCGACGGAGCGCGCCGAACCCGAUGCGACACGCAAUAGCCGACUGACAAUCGUUAGCGGUUAUCUGCCCACUUCGGCCACGGCGACGCUACCCGAAUCGAUACGUCUGGCUAAGAUUAAGAUUAACAAGGAGAGAAAGCGCAUGAUGAGCAUGAGAAAAAGACACACCAGGCGUUAUGCGUAGUGGUGGUUUGGGGAAGAAAAUAAUAAAAAAAUUACAAAAUUGAUAUAUCCAGAGUUUAUGAGCUUUCACAAGCUUUCGAAGUAGCUUUUUAAACACCAAAUAUGCCUAUUGCAGCAAAAGCUUCGCAAAACUACUCGCUAUAUAUCGCAAGUGCACGAUGUAUCGUAAUAUCAUUUUAUAUUCAAUGUAAAAGCACAAAGUACGUAAGCUUUUUGUGAAAGCUUUUAAAAUUUUCGAAAGUAAUGAUAUUGCUACAGCGUUAACAAUAGAAGCAAAACAUUUGUUCUUAAAAAAUUGCAAACUCUUUCUGAAAACGCUUACAGUGAAAGCUUACAACGAUCUAUGAAAGCUUUUGCUUAUAGAGCUUUCACCUAAUAAAAUGCAGACUUGUUUGUGUACGAAAAACAAUUCAAUCUUAAAAAAUAGUUGCGGUUUAAGAUUUGUACUGAAAUAUAAACUGAAAAACCUACAAUAUGUGUUGCAUAACUAUUAUAUCUUAUAGAUAUUAGAAAUCCAAACAUUUUUUAGCGAAAUUAGUAGACACAGUGUUGACAGGCGAAUAAAUUUGAUAUUUCACAGCGAAAAAACCUAGAAAUUCACAAAGCGGAGGCGAAUGCACGAAUACCCGCAAACUCUCAUACGAAAAUACACGUUUUUGAGCGCCGCAAACAAUUUCGAUCGUUGAUAACUUCAAACACUGUGUAGUAUAAUAGACAAUGUUUAAUGCAUAUUUUGUUGCAGUUAAUUGAAAAUAAAUGAGACAAUAAACAGCUGGCAUAUGUAGUUUAUGGUUAAUGAAAUAAUAUAUGUAACGAAGAAAAUCCAAUAAAGACGCGAAGCAGUUAAAAAUUAAACGCGAGAACAUGCAUAUAAUUUCAAAAUACUACUUUUGAAAAUAAACAAAAAAUAAAAAAUAAAUCGUAGAUCAAAACAAUUUUUGACAGAAAUUAUUAUUAAAGCGUUAAAUGUGCUUUUUGAUAUAUGCAGAGUAAAUACUAUACGAAUAUAAGUGAAUAAAAAAUAGUAACAGGAAUCAUUAUUAGUAACUAAUAAAUGUUUGAAAUUUGCACGAUUAAGCCUUGGCGAAGCGAAAAUAAAAGAAAUUAAAUUUAAAGUAAAAAAACUAAACUACAGCAGCAUAACAGUAAUUUCAACUGAGAAACGAACGUUUUAUCAACUAAAUCGCACACAGUAACACUUCCAAAAAUAAGCAAGAAAAAGUUAUAUAUACAAAAGCAAAAAGAGCAUAGAAAUAACAAUUUGAAAAAAGUAAAAAUUAUAAAUAAACAUAUUUAAUUGUUUGCAAAUUUAACUAUACCAAAAAAUGUAAAAUACAACUUUGCGAAAACGGAAAAUGCUUGGGUUGAAGUUAUGAAAGAAUAAAUUUACUAUUAUUACGAGAAUUAUUUAUUUGAGUACAGUGAUGAAAUAAGCGAGAAUUAAAGUUAUAAAAAAUAAGAAAAAAUAUUAUACGAAGCAGAUUUUCCUAUAAUUACAGCAAUAAUUAGCCACAGCAAUGAAAUAUUAAACAAUUUUGCAUUAAACCAAAAAGAAAAACAAAUAAAGAAUUUAGACUUUUGCUAGCAUACUAGGCGAAAAAUUAUAUACAAUUCAAAAACAAUUUAAUAUAAAAAAUAUUAAAAAAAACACUUAAGGGAACUAUUUAUUAAAGGCGAAUUAUAUAGCAACUACUUAAUUAGAAGAAUAAAUUUAUGAGAAAAAAAAAUUAAAUAUUAACGGCAUAGUAAAGCAAAAGAAAUUUCGAAAAUUAUGAAAGUGUGCAGACUCAAAUUACUUUGGAUUUAUGAGCGAGAAUUGAGCAGAAAACUGAUUUUAUUUAUUUUUGAUUUAUACAUUCAGAAUUUUUGAAUUUUAUUUGAGUGAAAAAAAUAUGCAGAGCGCACACACAGCAAAAGUUAUGAGGAAAAGAGCAAAACUGCGCGUUGAUUGGUUAGGCUAACAUGCUGUGCUUGACUAACGCACACUAGCACAAGCAAUGCAUGCAGCGAGAAAGAGCAAUGCUGCAUGCUGAUUGGUUGAUGCAUUAACUGGCGCUUUUGACUCGGUUUGUGUGUUAGAAAUUGAUUUGACACUAUUAUUGAGCAGCAAAAACAGUGUUAUGCCUGCAAAAAUUCUUAUUUAAUCUACUAUUUUCAAAUUAAAUUAUGUUUUAAUACACCGUUAAACAAAUAUUUAACAACUAUGCGUACUUUUAAGUACCAACAAAAUACUAUACCAGCACAUUUAAAGCAAAAAAAAUAUAUAACAAAGUUAAAAAAAAAAUGUUACCAUAACAAAUUUGUUGCUCGAAUAUUUAUUAACACACAUAUAACAGCAGAUGAUGAAAUGUGUAUUAUUUAUAACCGAACCGUAUUGAAAACAAAACUAACCGAAAUCCUAAAGUAACAAAAAAGAGCUGUUUCAUGACUUCAAACCACAGAACCUGAGGAAUAUAUAUAUAUAGAAAUAUAUAAAAAAAAAAUAAUAAUGAAGACUUAACCAAACGAGAAAUGGAAUGUUGAGAAGAACUACUUUAUAGUUAAUAAAAACAAAUUUCCAUUUCCACUAAAGAAUGUAAACAUAAACUUAAACUUAAGCUUAAACGUAAUAUAAAAGCGUAUGAAUUUGUAUAGACGAGCGUACGGAACAAUGAAAUUAAUUAGUUAAUAAUAAAAUAUGGUUAUGAAUAUAUAAUAAAUAACACGUGUACUUGAAGCUGCUUGUUGGGAAAAAAAAAUGUAAAUGAAAAUGCAUAUUCUUGAGUAAUAUAUAAACUACUAAAGUCAGAGAGAAAAGUGCAUAAAGCAUACUGAAAAGCACACAGUUUUAAAGCCAUGCGGGUAAAUAAUAGAAAUAGGCAGCAACUGAAAUAUAAUAUAUUGUAAAAAUAGCAUUUAAAUUUAUUUUUAAAUUAAUUUUUAUUUUUAAUAAUUUUUUUUUUUUAAAUUAUGUUUUUUAAUUUUUUUUAUUAUUUUAUAUUUUAUAUUUUUUAACUUAAAUACGUUUUGUUAACUUUACUCUUAAUGUAAUGCAUAAAAAUAUUGUAUUUAAACACCUUUUUUGUAUUGUAAUAAAAAUAUUUUUUCACUUAACCCCCAAAAUAGUUAUUAAAACUAGAUGCGAAUAUAAACAAUAAGCUAAGAGAGAUAUGCAGAAAAUACGAAAUAAAAAAAAUUAAUUAAUUCACACACACUUCAGUUAACUACUAAUUGCAUAAGGCUUAGACAUUUAUAGGUAAUAAUGUGUAUGUGUAGAGUAUUAAAAUUGCGUGGAAAACAAUAGCAGUGUAAUGCAGAAGGUACUACUAUAAGUAAAUAACAAAUGAUUAAUUGCAUUAAAUAUAUGCUGGUUAUAUAAAUAUUGUAGCAUAAAAGUGAAGUGGCAUCUAACGACUAAACAAUAAAACAAAAAAAAUAAAAAAUAAAAUAAAAAAACAAAACGAAAAUGUUUUAAACGCCAAUAUUUGUAAAUUAAUUUUGCUGCCUCAAAAUAUAUAAAUAUGUAUGUAUUUAACAAAUAUAAUUAACUAUUAUCUAUAUACACUAACAGCUUUGCAUUAUUUAAACUAUUUAUGCAUAUUUUUCGCACACAACUGUCAUCAUCAUUAAUUUAGUGAUACACACUUAUUUUUUAUACUUCUUUCCUCAACAACUCACACUUUCCGCUAUUCAAAAAACGAAUUACAAAAACUUUUCACUCGAGCUUUCACCACGCACGAGCUUUUACUGAAACUUUCACUAAAGCUUUCACUGCAAUUUCAAGUCCAACUUUCUCUCUCACACUUAUCUUUGUUCAAAAACUUACUGAAAAUACUUUUCACUUGAGCACGAGCUUUUACUGAAGCUUUCACUAAAGCUUUCACUGCACUUUCAAGUCCAACUUUCUCUCAACCACUUCACACAUCAUUGUUCAAAACCUUACUAAAAAUACUUUUCACUCGAAUUUUCACAACGCACGAGCUUUCGAGGAAGCUUUCACGGCGCUCUCAAGUCCAAUUUUCAAUCUCACAUUUCUCUCUAUUCAAAAAACAUACUACAAACACUUUUCUGACGAACUUUCACAACGCACAGGCUCUUUUACUAGAGCUUUCACUGCGCUUUUCAUACAACACACCAUACAAAUACACUUUGUAGAAAAUUUUCCUUAGUUUUUAAUUUAAAUAAAUAACUACUACUACUAUUAUCGUACUACUAAAUUUGUUUAGUUCAACUAUCAAUUAAUUUAUAUUUAAAUUUUGUUUUAUUUUAUUUUAAAUUGUAUCAUUAAUGUAUAAUUAUUUAUGUGUAGAAAAGAAAGCGCCGCAAACUGCUAAAUAAAAUCAAAUAUAUAUAAAAUACUAAAUGCAAUGAUUUUUUAUUAAUUUCACUGGUC